Coturnix japonica (Japanese quail) is the source of this 2563-nucleotide messenger RNA. It is a transcript of the gene PRNP, whose product is annotated as prion protein (Kanno blood group). Gene Ontology annotation, cellular component: membrane. The record is from RefSeq and is a predicted model, not a curated record. Gene Ontology annotation, biological process: protein homooligomerization. Lineage: Eukaryota; Metazoa; Chordata; Aves; Galliformes; Phasianidae.
CUUAAAGAUCAUUUUCACUGUCAGCCUGAGCUUAUUUUAUCCUCCACCCAUCAACUGACAGUGUGUUAGAAGACAGUGGACUCAUAUGGCAACUGCUUCCCUUCUCAAAUCUCUCUCGAAUACCAGUGAAUGCGAACUUCUCUUUAACAAACCAGCCAGGUUUUCUGCCUUGCAUUGACAGGAAAAACCCUUACGCCUUGUUCUCGGAGGGAAGAUUGCUGGCUGAGCUGCGUGGGGUUGGGCUGCUCGGCAGCCAGCUCCUCCCUCUCGCUAUUUAUUCCUUUCUCCCCCCCUCCUCCCCUACGCUUGAUCUGGAUCAUCUCAAGCCGAGCGGUGGAGGCUUCUUGGAUCGCUCAUACAUAAACAUCUUUGAGUCAGAGGAAGCAACCACUGACCCCAAGACCUCACCCCCCAGCCAUGGCCAGGCUCCUCACCACCUGCUGCCUGCUGGCCCUGCUGCUCGCUGCCUGCACCGACGUCGCCCUCUCCAAGAAGGGCAAAGGCAAACCCAGCGGUGGGGGUUGGGGUGCUGGGAGCCAUCGCCAGCCCAGCUACCCCCGCCAACCUGGCUAUCCCCAUAACCCGGGGUAUCCCCACAACCCAGGGUACCCCCACAACCCUGGCUAUCCCCAUAACCCCGGCUACCCGCAGAACCCUGGCUACCCCCAUAACCCAGGUUACCCAGGCUGGGGACAAGGCUACAACCCAUCCAGCGGAGGAAGUUACCACAAUCAGAAGCCAUGGAAACCCCCCAAAACCAACUUCAAGCACGUGGCGGGGGCAGCUGCAGCUGGUGCUGUGGUUGGGGGCUUGGGGGGCUACGCCAUGGGGCGUGUUAUGUCAGGGAUGAGCUACCGCUUUGAUAGCCCCGAUGAGUAUCGGUGGUGGAACGAGAACUCGGCGCGUUAUCCCAACCGGGUUUACUACAGGGAUUACAGCAGCCCCGUGUCGCAGGAUGUCUUCGUGGCCGACUGCUUUAACAUCACAGUGACUGAGUACAGCAUUGGCCCUGCUGCCAAGAAGAACACCUCCGAGGCUGUCCCGGCAGCAAACCAAACAGACGUGGAGAUGGAGAACAAAGUGGUGACGAAGGUGAUCCGCGAGAUGUGUGUGCAGCAGUAUCGCGAGUACCGCCUGGCCUCGGGCAUCCAGCUGCACCCUGCUGACACCUGGCUUGCCGUCCUCCUCCUCCUCACCACCCUUUUUGCCAUGCACUGAUGGGAUGCCGUGCCCCAGCCCUGUGGCACUGAGAUGAAAUCGUGUCCCCACGCCCACCCAUGGGGUGUCCCUUGUCCUUGCUUUUGUCCAUCUUUGGUGAAGAUGUCCCCCCCGCUGCCUCCCUGCAGACUCUGAUUUGGGCAACUGGGAGGGAAUUAUAUCCUGUCCUGGUCAUGGCAGGAUGGCUGCUGGUGGUGGAGUGGGAUGCCCAAAAAAUGGCCUUCACCACUUUCUCCUCCUCUUCCUUAAUGGGGCAGAGAUAUGGGCUCACUCAGCCCUCAUUGUCCCUGUGAGAGCAUAUAUGAAAAUCCUCUUUGCUGACAAGCAAGGUUUUACCUAAUCUACUUAGCCCUGGUGACAGCAGAGCGCCUUUCCCCAGAGCACACCAACCCCAGGUGCUUGGCACCCACACGUCCCAUGGAGGCUGAUGGCUUUUGGGGUGUCCCAAGCAACACCCUGGGCUACCAAGGUGCAAUUGUAGCUCUUUAAUCUGCCAAUCCCAACCCAACCAUGUAGAUAGGAACUGUCUGCUCUGCAUUUUGCAUGCUGCAAACACCUCCUGCAGCAGCUCCCCCAAAAUAGAGCGAUUUGGGAAUAGUGAGGCUGAAGCCACAGCAGAUUGAGGUUGGGCUCAGCUUAUCAACCCAGGCUACAUUGCUUCCAGCUCAGCCUCGCUGCCCUUUGUAGCCUGCCCGGAGGAAGGGAGUGCUGCUGAGUGCCCAAAAAAUAACACUGAGCAAAAGUUUCUUUCAGUGUAUGAUUAAAAAAUGAGUGUAUCUCGCAUGGAUCACGAGAGCAUUGUUUGCCAUCAGCCCCAAAACGCAAAGGAUGCUGAAAUGCAGCCAAAGGGAAAUCAAGCACGCAGGGAAGGACUUGAAUCAGCUCAACUGGAUUGAAAUGGCGAAAAGCAGGAGUACAAUGAAUUCCAAGGGGAUGCUGGAGAUCCUCCUUCCGUGAGCAAAAUGCAGCCAUUGGAACUAUUGCUUCUUGUGCUUCGGUUGCUGCUGAUGUGUACAUAGGGCUGUAGCAUAUGUAAAGUUACACGUGUCGAGCUGCUCGCACCGCGUAGAGCUAAUAUAUAUCACUAUGUAUGUGGGCACUGAACGCCACCGUUGGCCAUAGCCAGCCAACCCAUCCUAAAUGAUUGUCACGUCGCUGUAACUAAAGUGGAGAUAAAUAUACUUCCAGUAAUAAGAAGAAGAACCAUCAGGACUUGGAGGCAAUGUGAGCUUUGUGAGCCACGACUGUUUUGUAUGCUUGUAACGCCGCAUGCAACGACGUUUUACUUUCCAGUGGUUUUCUAAGUGUUUGACGUCUGGUGCAAACAGGUUUUGGUGACAUCCUG